CAAUUUCAUUCAGUUUAUAACGGAAAGUUCUAAGCGCCGGUAGUCCACGAAAAGAACUCGGUCGAAUUGCAAUACACAUUUGGAACUACGAUAGAAACCUAUUUAAGGCCACAUCAUACACACACUACCCAACUUUACUAUAGCUUAAACUUAGUGUGGAGCGGCGGAAACUUAAGGGAAAACCAACCCAAAUCGUUCUGUACCAACACCCCGCUGUGUACAAAGAGGAAAACCUACCCUUACGGAGACGGCGAAAAGGAAAAAUUAUAUUGAAUAGUUCGUGAACUGCACUAAUUUUCGUUUAGGUGUUGUGUUGAAUAUCAUUCGGGAAGGUGAAUAGAACAGAAGUGCACAGUGUAUUGAUUUGUCCCUCUGUUGAUGGCUGCUACUAAAAUAAUCGAUGCGCCCCGUAAUGGCCACGAAAUGGCACCCCUCAACACGAGGGCACGUGGAGAUGGUUCGCAUGGUGUUACAAUUGUCUUAACUGCCCCACAGAGAAACUCCGUUAGUUCCGUUGAGAUACCUGGAGAUCCAGAGCGGGCAGCAUGGUCGGGAAAAAUGCAAUUUUUCCUCAGCAUUAUUGGCUAUUCAGUCGGCUUGGGAAAUAUUUGGCGGUUUCCCUAUCUGUGUCAACAGAACGGUGGAGGUGCGUUUUUAAUACCUUUCAUGGUAAUGCUCAUACUGGAGGGCAUCCCGCUCUUCCUCAUUGAACUGGGCAUGGGGCAGAGAAUGCGUUUGGGUGCCCUGGGUGUGUGGAAUACAAUUCAUCCCUGGCUGGGAGGGAUUGGAAUAUCUUCGUGUAUUGUAACGUUGUUUGUGGCGCUGUACUAUAAUGUGAUUAUCACCUGGGUGUUUUUUUACCUAUUCAACAGUUUUCGGUAUCCCCUGCCGUGGGCGUCAUGUCCCACCAACGAGACGGGCGCAAUUGUAGAAGAAUGUGCGCUGUCGUCAGAAACUGCGUACUUCUGGUAUCGCACCACCUUAGACGCUGCUCCGUCCAUGGAAGAGCCAGGUGGCCUCAAAUGGUGGAUUGUGUUGUGCCUCCUGCUGUCAUGGACCAUUGUGUUCUUCAUUGUGAUGAAGGGCAUUCAGAGUUCCGGUAAAGUGGUCUAUUUUACUUCGCUCUUUCCCUAUAUUGUGCUGACAAUCUUCUUUAUACGCGGUAUAACAUUACCUGGCGCCAGUGCGGGUCUAAUGCACAUGUACACACCGAAAGUGGAGAAGCUGGCCGACCCGACGGUGUGGCUCGAUGCCGCCACGCAAGUCUUUUAUUCCUUUGGCCUUGCCUUUGGAUCGCUGAUAGCCUUCGGAAGCUACAACACGCCCAAAAAUAACUGCGUUCGUGACGUCUUGCUUGUGUCGGUGUGCAACGCUGUGACAGCAAUUUACGCCAGCGUGGUCAUAUUUGCCAUUCUCGGCUUCAAGGCGACAGCGAAUGUGGAUCGUUGUGUCGAACAAAACAAAGAAAUACUUUUUAAACAUUCAAUGAUAACGUCUCCAAAUAUAACAACGGAACAGUAUGAAGGUGUUAUAGCUGGCCUGAACAUGACCGAUCCCAAAUUGGGACUUAGCAUCUGCAGUUUGUCCAAAGAAUUGGAUAACGCGGCCGAAGGAACGGGUUUGGCUUUCAUUGUCUUUACACAGGCCAUUGUCGAAUUGCCAGGAGCGCCAUUCUGGGCAGUUCUAUUCUUCACAAUGCUGUUAUCGCUGGGCCUGGGCUCCCAGAUCGGUAUACUUGAGGGCAUGCUGUGCACGUUGUUCGACAUCGACAUCAUCAAGCGGGUUAAGAAACAACAUGUAACUGGAGUGGUGUGUCUAUUCUGCUUCAUUGUCGGUUUCAUCUUCUGUACAGGUGCUGGCGAGUAUUGGCUUAAGAUGUUUGACUCGUUUGCCGGUACCAUUGGCCUUGUCGUGGUUGCUCUUAUGGAAAUGAUUGCCGUUGUCUAUAUCUACGGACAUGAGAGAUUUACUGAGGAUAUUUAUCAGAUGACUGGUUACCGUCCCGGUUGGUAUUGGCAGUUGACAUGGCGUUUUAUUGGGCCUGUGAUUAUGGUUGCCAUUCUCGCCUCAUCUAUUGUAUUCAUGAUCAUCAAGAAUCCUACCUAUGGUGCCUGGAAUGGUGAAACGGGAUCGGUUGAACCUAAGGAUUACCCACCAUGGGUGAUGGGCAUUGCAUUAGCCAUGAUCUUAGCAGGUGUGUUGCCAAUGCCUAUAGUGUUCUUGAUGCGAAGCUUCCAAUGCCUCAAAGUGGAUUUGGACAUUCAUCAAGGUUCGAUAAGAAGAAAUGAGACAACCGCCUCAACCAAAGAGAUGAUCGACAAUGACGACGAUGACGACGAGGAUGAUUUUAGUGGUCCUGCUUUGGGGGGACAUGUUAAAACGCACAGCGAUGCCUCGGACGACGAAGACGAUAGGCCGGUUACAAUGCGUAGUGCUAUGAUGCGAGUUACCGGAAAUCACCUAGAUGUGCCAACGAACCGAAAGCCGUUCAAAAUGGAAGUUUUCGACUUGUAAAUGCCUGUCCAAUAGCUGCGGUAGAUUUUGUUUUGUCACUUUGCCCACAAACUCGAACUUAAUUUUUAUUGGACCGAAGUAGCAGCAUCAUCCGGCAACAUUCACAGCACUCGAACAUUCUAUCAUACAGACAUUACACAAGUACAUAUAUACAUAUGUGUGAAAACCAAAUUCAGAUAUAAAUUAUAUUAAUAGUUUAGCUACUAAGUGAAGAGGAUACGUGCCGCCGAAUGGCAUUCGUCCUUGUAAAUGAACUAACGAGAACAACUAAUUGAAAUUAAAAGUAUUUGUAAAGUACCGAAUUAUGUAGAAUAGUCUAGGAGUAGUAAGAACUAGGUCUAAGAUUACAAAACGAAACUAAGACGACGACACAUUUAUUUGACAGCUAAAUUUUGUUCUUCAUACCGACCUCAAUGCACACCUAAAUAUUACUUACAAGUUAUAUACUACUUAUUACAAAUGGCAGUAACAGUGUUUGCUAUUAAUUUGUUGUUAUUGUUUAUUUUUGUCAGUCACUUUCUACACAAAGCCAAAAUCUAGCUUCUUAAUGAAUAUAGAAUACCUUUCCACAGAGUUAAACUCGACAUAUUCUAGAGGUGUGGUUAUGUUACUUUUUAGCUGAUUGUCAGGAGAUAAUUUCACCUAAAAUCAAAAAAAAAAAAAAAAAAAAAAAAGAUUACAUAAACAUACCACACAUGCACACACAAACACACACACCAAUGUACUCCAUAUUCCAUAGUUUACUUUCGAUUACCAAAUUUAUUAAAUGUUUUGUUCCCUUUUCAAUGAACGAAAUCAAAUGAAUAUUCCAAAUAGACAAGUGUGUUCAAUAGAAUUUUAUUCAAACUUAAAAUUUAAAAUUUAAUCGUUUCAAAAAUCGUCUACCAUAGGAAGAUUCUAGCAUUUUCCGAGAUUGGAUUAUUUUAAUAAAUAAAAUGUAAUUGAUGUACAUAUCUUCAUAUCUUUCUAAAGGGAAUGAAAGAGACACGAUGCACGUAGAAGUUUAUUUAAAUUACAUUCUGAAUAUUUCUUUUCACAUUUUUUUAGAACAUUUUUAACCUUUCUGUGAACACUACUUAAAGCACGUUUCAGACGCAUAUGAUUGACGAAAUGUCAAUGAGAAUAAAUGGAAAUCUAUCGCUUCGCACUUGUCUAUUUUAAAAAUAAUAAAGUAUUUCGUAUGACAAAAACUGCUGUGAAUAGGUUAUAGUGGUUGUAAUUUAAUGAAAAUACAUCUUUAGUAGUUUUAAGUAAAUACACAAAUACAUACCAAACACAACCUACCAACACGUAUUGUAUUGAUCUUGGUUUAUCCGAAACGCAACAGCAAGAACAAUUAAUUAAAAAAAAAAAAUAAGUUUAUGAUUAAAUUAUUCACACAGGAGAACAUUGAUUGACUUUGGACGAUUUUUAAUGAGACAAUAAACGAUUAUUCAUUAUCGAGUGCGAGGAGUAAACAUUUUUUAUCGAUUAAAGAACACAAUGAAACAUAGCUGAACAAAUCUGUAUUAGACCCUCACACACACACACACACACCCAAUGACACACAUAAGAUGUUCGCAUUAAAAAUCUUCAUCAGUUCUCAUUGUCAUUCUCAUUUGAAAGUUUCAUGCAGCCCAAGUUUUGGAUAUCAAUUCAAAUGCCAGAAAAAUAUUGCAAAUAUAAUUUUAAAACAAAAGUACCUAUUUUGGUUUUUUAAAAAUAGAUUUAAACGCAUUGACAGAAUUCACCCGGAAAAUGGUGGACGCACUGUUGGGCAAACCUAUUUAGAUCUAAGUUAUUCUAAUUGUAGUCGAGGCUAUUUUAUGAUAUUAACAACAAAAUCAACAACAAUUAAUAUAUAUCUACUCUCAAUAACCAAAAAAAAAAAAAAAAAAAGAAAAUUGUUCGUUUUUAAUUUUGAUCCAAAUAAAACCAAACAACAAACUAUAAA
Musca domestica (house fly) is the source of this 4447-nucleotide messenger RNA. RefSeq names its product sodium-dependent neutral amino acid transporter B(0)AT3. The record is from RefSeq and is a predicted model, not a curated record. NCBI's taxonomy places the organism in Eukaryota, Metazoa, Arthropoda, Insecta, Diptera, Muscidae. The transcript is spliced from 9 exons. Gene Ontology annotation, biological process: sodium ion transmembrane transport. Gene Ontology annotation, cellular component: membrane. Bases 379 to 2514 code for a protein of 711 amino acids.